AUGUGCGCCCUCUGUGGUGCUGUUGGACAUGGUUGGUUCCACGCCGGCGGCUCUAACAGCUCUCCCGGGCGCUAUCAGCUCCUGCCAGACGGCGGAGUGGAGCGAGCCUGUUCUAAAUCACUCACCACACUGCUGAUUAGCUUUCUGGACGAGGUUAAAGACCUUCCAGGAGGUGUGGAAGUAGAGGCCGCGGCAGAAAUAAAGAAGUCCUCCCUGAUUUAUCUCACGUCACCUCGACACAGAGCCAAAACUCAGAGAGGCAGACUUUCAGACAAAGGCUGGCGGUUUGAAACCCACACAGACAGAGAAAUUAAUGACUAA
Molecule: messenger RNA, 321 nt
Organism: Xyrichtys novacula (pearly razorfish)
Lineage: Eukaryota; Metazoa; Chordata; Actinopteri; Labriformes; Labridae
Source: the annotation of a GenBank genome assembly